Molecule: messenger RNA, 1869 nt
Organism: Arachis stenosperma
Lineage: Eukaryota; Viridiplantae; Streptophyta; Magnoliopsida; Fabales; Fabaceae
Exons: 6
Coding region: 318-1424 (368 amino acids)
Biological process (GO): DNA replication, Okazaki fragment processing
Molecular function (GO): 5'-flap endonuclease activity; DNA binding
Source: RefSeq, a predicted model, not a curated record
UGAGGUCGUGAGGCAGUGAGGGUGCUGCAGUUUAGUUAGGGUUUCUUUGAAGCAUGAAACAAAACAGCGCCGUUUGGGGAAUUUUUGAAAACCGGCCGGGUCCCUGUUCGGUUCGACUGACCAGCUCCCGGCCGGUUCGGCGGUUCAUCAUCGGUUUUCAAAUUUGGCGGUUGUAGUCUUUAACCGAAUCACAAACCUCGUCGGUUCACGGUUCGACCGGAUGGUUCGAACCGGUUUUAAAAACCUUGGAUUUUUGGCUUUUUCAACUAUACACCUGACUGUAGAAACAUUGGGGACUGGGGAGAGAGUGGGAAGAAAUGGUUACUACUACUAUGUUGUCUGUCCCGAACAUGAGAACACUGGAAACAAGGUUGGGGGCAGGGUCUUACCUUGCUCAACCUUGUUUUUGGUGCAGCUGCAACUUCAAUCCCACAGUUUCAUUGUCAGUAGUAUCAUGUAAAAUUCAAAAGCCUGCCACAGGACUUACUACCAAGAAAACGAAGCUUAAUUCUUCAGACUCAUUGAAUCAAACAGUUGGUGGGCACAACAAGGAGAAGAAGAGAAGAGUGUUCUUUUUAGAUGUUAAUCCACUCUGUUACGAAGGAAGCAAACCUAGCUUGCACUCUUUUCUUCGAUGGCUCUCUCUUUUCCUCUCCCAAGUCAGCCAUACUGACCCUGUCAUUGCUGUUGUUGACGGAGAAAGAGGUAGUGAGCAUCGUAGACAAUUACUACCUUCUUAUAAAGCACAGAGAACAAAGUUCAUGAGACACUUAUCAUCUUCACAGAGACUUUCAAAAGGCUAUGUUGGCAAGUCCUAUCAAGUUAUCAGCGAUGUUCUUCGAAAAUGCAAUGUGCCUAUUAUAAAAGUCGAUGGCCAUGAAGCCGAUGAUGUUGUGGCUACACUUGCAGGACAAGUUCUUGAUAAAGGAUUUCGAGUGGUGAUAGCCUCCCCUGAUAAGGAUUUCAAACAGCUUAUCUCUGAAGAUGUGCAAAUAGUUAUGCCAUUGCCGGAGUUAAGAAGGUGGUCUUUCUACACCCUGAAGCACUACAAAGAUCAGUAUAAUUGUGACCCCCAAUCUGAUCUGAGUCUUAGAUGUAUUGUAGGUGAUGAAGUAGAUGGUGUUCCUGGUAUCCAACAUGUGGUCCCUAGUUUUGGUCGAAAGACUGCUGUAAAACUUAUUAAGAAGCAUGGAUCAUUGGAAAAUUUAUUAGGUGCAGCUGCAAUAAGGACUGUGGGCAAACCAUAUGCACAAGAUGCCCUUACAAAGUAUGCCGAUUACUUACGCCGAAACUAUCAAGUUCUUGCCUUGAAUAGACAUGUAAAUGUUCAACUUUUGGAAGAGUGGUUAGUUGACAGAAACACAAACAAUGAUAAAAUUGCACUAUCCACCUUUUUGAAAUAUUUGGAAGGAAGUAAAGAGUGACUCACAAUGACUAACUCAACGGUUGAAUCCUUACAGAAGAAUUGGCAUGCCAAAAAUUUUAUGUUGCAUAGUUAGAGGGACUCUAAUCUAUGCAAAUGAGAUCAAAGCUGUGUAGGCUAGCAAAGGACCAGCUAAACCUGAGUAGAGAAAGAUUGAGUCACAUUGUCUCGCACAAGAUUGAUCCAUUGUCACCAUAUCAAUGAACAAUAUUCAAGUAAUAGGGAAGAAUUUGAGGCUAUUAUUUAGGCAACACUAAACAAUAAAAUGAUUCAUUGAAGAGUCGAGACAUUUCAAUUUUCAGUGGGUAUUCAUGUUGCUCAAUUUACUUGUGAAAUUGCUUUAAUUACCUUUGUAUUUGCAUUUUGUUGACAAAGAUUUUCGCGAAGAUCCUUUUAUUUGUUAUAAAACAUAAAGAAUUUCAUUAGCAGCAAGAUACUUUUCGAAG